Messenger RNA from Rubroshorea leprosula, 1446 nucleotides. The record is from the annotation of a GenBank genome assembly. Lineage: Eukaryota; Viridiplantae; Streptophyta; Magnoliopsida; Malvales; Dipterocarpaceae.
AUUACUUCCAAGAAGAAAUGAAAUCCCCCCAUCUCUUUUUUUACUUAAUUUUUUCCAAGCAAAAUCCUCUCCUUUUCCAUCUCAUUUCUCUGAAGUAUCCUCCUUUCUUCUCCCCUUCCUUUUCAAAGUUCAAACCUACUCUCCACUCUCCCUUCUUCACCUUUAUAUCAUCCUUGUUCGGAAUUUGAUCUUCUUAACAUAAUCCAGCGUUGCUUCAGUUUUCUUACUUGAACAAUUUGGGGAAUCUUGGAUCUUGGUGAAUACUGUAAAUGGAAAAGGAUAUGGAUUUGGAGCAGUGGAGCCUCUCGGAUGACCUAACAGAAGAGGAAGAUAUCUCUAUGCAGUUCCAGAACCAUCUCAAUCCUUCCUCAUCUACUGAAGCGCAGCUCUUAUCAGGAGAGGAAACACUUCGUUCCCAUGUGAAGGAACUUCCCCCUGGAAACUCCGGUGUUUUAUCCGAAGCGGUCACCCACAGCGCCGCUUCCGAUUAUAGAGAUGUCCCCAGAGAGAGAAAGGCAAUGGCUACGUGGACUCAGCUUUUUAAGGUUCCCACCGGAUCACAAGUUCCUCUUGAUGAUGGAUACAGCUGGAGAAAAUAUGGGCAGAAAGAUAUUCUUGGUUCCAAAUAUCCAAGGGGAUAUUAUAGGUGCACCCACCGUCAUUCUCAGGGAUGUCAGGCCACUAAGCAAGUUCAGAGAUCGAACGAUGACCCCUCAAUCUUUGAGGUCAUCUAUCGGGGAAGACAUACGUGUGAACAAUCCUCAUCACGUUUGCCCCAGCAGAUCGAAGCAGAGUCUGAAGAGAAGCCAGAGAAAUCAAAGAUGGUUUCUUUUGGGCGGAUCUUGGUCACGGCCAACUUCGUCCUAGAGCUUCCUUCAGCUGUGUUUGACCAGCUUUCCUCUAUCCCUAAACCUCUGUACGCGAUGACACUCAUGUUGCUGUCCUUUGCAGGCCUUGUUCUAUGCAUCGUCGAGCUUGUGUACCAAGGAAGAAAGAAAAGAGUCACCUGGACGCGGAGGCAGAACAACAGAAACUCCUCCUUCAGCAAGAUAGUUGAUGUUGUUGGAUUCACUUGUGCUGUCUGUCAGUCAAUCCUUACAACAGCUAAUUAUGUUCUGCUUAUUCAACACACCAAAAUCCAGAUCCAAAUUUCUGUAUGGCCUGUCAUUUUUGCCUUUGUCCUACUAUGUUCCAAAUUUUGUGAUAAAACAGAUGAAUCAGGAAGAGAAAGAAGUUUACGUAAUGAAGUGUAGGUCAAGUUGAGGAACUUGUCCUCAAUGAUAGAGUGGUUGUCAUUUGUGUAGUUCUCACUUUUUUUUUUCUGCAAUUUUUCAUAUAUAGAUAUAUUGUUUCUUGUAAUUUUUCAUCUUUUGUUUUAAAGUUAAGCCAUUGGAUUGCCUUUAUUAUGAUUUAUAUUAGUUGAUAAAAUAAAUAGUUCAGUGAUAA